AUCUUCCAAGAAAAGCCCGUGUUUUCUGAAGGAAUUCAAGCGGAGGUGCUUUAUUAAGAGAACUAGUCAGGACAAACAUUAACAUGGCAAGCUCGGCUGUUCAGUUACUUGGCUUCUCUCUAAGCCUGCUCGGCCUAAUUGGGACAUUAAUUGCUACUAUUCUGCCACACUGGUGGCGGACGGCACAUGUGGGCACCAAUAUUAUAACAGCUGUAGCCUACAUGAAAGGGCUUUGGAUGGAGUGUGUCUGGCACAGCACCGGCAUCUACCAGUGCCAAAUCCACCGCUCCCAGCUGGCGCUGCCCCGUGACCUCCAAGCCGCCCGUGCCAUGAUGGUAAUUUCCUGCGUCCUUUCCGCGCUGGCGUGCGUGAUUGCUGUCAUCGGUAUGAAGUGCACCCAGUGUGCCAAGGGGACUUCUGCCAAAGCCUCCAUCGCCGUCUCCGGGGGCAUCGUUUUCAUCCUGGCUGGUCUCGUUUGCCUGGUACCUGUUUCUUGGACCACUAACGACGUGGUUACUGAUUUCUACAACCCCAUACUUCCCAGCGGGAUGAAGUACGAGAUAGGUCAAGCUCUUUACCUUGGCUUCGUCUCCGCAUCUUUGACGAUCCUCGGCGGCGCUCUGCUGUGCACGUCAAGCCAGUGUGGUGGGAAUGAGACACCUUACCAGACGCAGCCCGACAGCAUAAGGAGGACUGCUCCCUCCUAUAGACCACCAACUGCCUACAAGGGAAACCAUGCUUCUUCCCUGACAUCUGCUUCCCAUAGCGGCUACAGAUUAAAUGACUAUGUGUGAGUUCCCUAAGAUUUGCCUGCGGGACACAGCUGCUUUAUAAUUUCUGUGCAUGGCAUAAAACAAAGCUAAGAUGACUUUUAAUUUAUAAGGGUUACGAUACAAAGUUUACCAUUGUUCGUUUCUUCCUUUCCUUUCUUUCCGGAGAAAGAAAGAAUGCGAACACAAAACUGCUUGCUGCAAAACCUGGAAAAUAAAUACAAAGGAGGCUGCGAUAUUCCAGAGACAGCACAUACCUGCCUACUUUCAAUUAGAUUUUUGCAGGCAGGCGGUUCAAGGGCAGUUUUGCUAAAAGUAAUGGCUUGGUUUGUAGUUUCUGCCCUGCGACAAGCACUAAAGCCGAACUGGCCGCAACUUGUGGCUUGAACAGUGUUCCAACAAGAAACGUCGUUUUGCCUGAAACGGAGAACAUCAUGGUGAGACACAGUGAUAUUCAGCAGCGAUUGCCUGCUGAGUUUCUCAUUUCCAUACUGCAUGAAUGUUUCCUUAUGACAAGGUUUUGCUUUGACUUCACUUUUUGUUUGCCUUUUUUUUUUAUAGUCCCUUGAAAUAUGAAUUUCAAUAGCAUUAUGACAGAUGUAUUUGACAGUAUGUUAUAACCAAGAUUUUAAAUUAUACUACAAUGUUUUGACUUUAGAAAAAUAAAAUUUUAGCACAUUUUUGAAACAAGACGGUGCAUCAUAAUGGAAACAAACCAUCUCAGUGGAUCAGAAUUGUGUUUUUAGAAAUGUCAGUAA
This is a messenger RNA of Chroicocephalus ridibundus (black-headed gull), 1528 nucleotides long. It is a transcript of the gene CLDN14, whose product is annotated as claudin 14. Gene Ontology annotation, molecular function: structural molecule activity. The coding region runs from base 84 to 794 and encodes 236 amino acids. Gene Ontology annotation, cellular component: plasma membrane; bicellular tight junction. The record is from RefSeq and is a predicted model, not a curated record. The transcript has a single exon. NCBI's taxonomy places the organism in Eukaryota, Metazoa, Chordata, Aves, Charadriiformes, Laridae. Gene Ontology annotation, biological process: cell adhesion; bicellular tight junction assembly.